AGGAGAGGAGAGAGGGCACGAGAUGAAUUGUGCUGGAUUCUCAGGCAGACAUUGGACUGGCAUGGCUACGUGCUGCUCAGCACUGCGAUCUGCAUGCACGAUGCUCCAGCUUGGAUAUAUGGAUUUUCUCUGCACUGCAACACGACCUCAAUUCAGCUCCGGAUGGUGAAACACUGAGCGUGUUUUCUCCUCACCGCAUGUUGCCAGGCGCUUGAGAAGCUGAGCAAGGCAAUAAUAAAGAAGAGGGGGGAUAACCUUACCGCACACUUGAGCGAUGUUCCGUGGGCUUCUCUCGCUCUCUCAUUUCAGACUGUCAGGCUGCUCAACACGGAAUCCUGGGACUAAUGGAGGGAUGUAGCCACUCUGCUCUCGGCUUGCCAUGCUUGAAUCACAAUUAUAUAUCCUUUUUGUGUCAUGGACCUUAUUGUCUUUGUCUGUCACUGCUGCCGGAUCGACUGUGGGGUAGCGUGACGGACAAAGGCGACCCCCUUCUCCCUCUCAGCGGGAUCUCCUCAGCCUGUGCUUGCUUGUGUCUGCUUCCCUACCCUUGCUGCUGACUUUACCGCUGCUUACUUCUGACCUCUGCUCAUUCAGAGAACGCAUUCGUUCCCAUCAGCGCUACAUGAUCCGCUGAAGACUCUGCUUUUGCUGCCCUUCCGCAGCCUCACAAUCCCAAAAAUCCUUCUCAAUUUCUGGCUUGUCAAGAGCAGGAUGUCCCUUGUGAAGAAUUGAUCGUGACUGACCUCUCUUAACCCCUUCCUCUUCCUCGCCCUGGUUUCCUGCCCUCUGACCUUUCGUUUUCCACCUCCACCCACCUGCCCUGGUAGCCCUUACCCAAAGCCUCUUUGCCCCCAAAUUCUUUCACCCCCAUGACCAUGUUGCCAUGUGUUUACUGGCUCCAGCUUAUCCUCGUCUUGCUGACCUCUGAAAUAUGGACCUGGGGGGAAAAUUGUCCAUCAACCUGCUUGUGCCCGGAUCCUCACACCGUAGAUUGCAGUGGCCGUGGGCUCACCCGUUUACCCGAUGAGAUCCCUUUGGAUGUUCGUAGGCUCUUGCUGUCGGACAAUUGGAUACCCCGCAUCCCUUCGGACUUCCUUGUCCUCUACAGUGACUUGGUAUACCUCGACCUCCGAAACAACUCCCUGUCCCACAUUGAACCAGGGACCCUCAGCACCUCUUCUAGACUGGUGUUUCUGGACUUGGGCAGCAACAAUUUGACUGAAAUCCCCAAAGGGACGUUUGGGGAGUCCCGGAGUCUAAUCAAGCUGCGCCUUGGCAACAAUCCAUUUCUCAGUAUGGUGAGUGAGGAUGCGUUCUCGGGCCUCACCUCUCUAAGAGAAUUGGAGCUUGAGUGUAAUGCACUGUCUACACUAAAGGUGGGGGCACUGAAUCAGCUGCCCUCCCUGCGGGUAGUAAGGCUCGAGGGGAACCCUUGGGUGUGCAACUGCAACUUUGCCAACCUGUUUGCGUGGAUGUUGGAGAAUAGCCACAAACUUCCAAAUGGAGUGGAAGGAAUGGAGUGUUCGCUUCCCAUGGACGGCAGACGGGUGUCCCUGACCCAGCUCUCCAAGGACAGCUUCCGCGAAUGCCAGGCAACACUGACCCUGACGGACCUGUUAAUCAUAAUCUUCUCUGGCAUAUCUGUGUCGGUGGUGGCCAUUAUGACGAGCUUCUUUCUUGCCUCCACGGUCCACUGUUUCCAGCGGUGGAGUAAAGGCACCAAGGGGGACGAGGAGGACAGUGAGGAAUGAAACGGACUGCUGAACAUUAACCGCUGCAUCGCUUUUACUUCGUGUGGAAAUCCUGGACGCUGUUGAUGCUUUGUUUGCACGCGGACCUCUGUCGCUGAGGACAAAGACCACUCCCUCCAGAGGAACACUAUAUGAUCACUUACUAACAUGAGAUAUAUAUAUAUUGGUAGUAAAAAGCCUCAGUAUUUACUGCCGACACGUAUUAAAAAACCUUGUCAUUGAUAAACUGUUGUAGCGGUUUUGUCCCAUUAUUCUUAGGACACACCCACACUGCGAUGUUGUUCCAUACUUUAAGUAGCAUCCCUUCCAAACACUGCCAACCCAUUUCUACUCAGGGUUAUUUGAAAAAAAUAAAAAAAGGUAUUUUCACUUUAGCUAUCCACUCAUUGUAAUUGACUUGUGGUAUACCAAAGCGACGCCAUUAGUGGUCACUUCAAAAAUAUAAAAGCUAAACAAAGCACUCUAGAUAUUCUCAGUGAUGGUAUCGUGGUAGUGUGGAAGUAUCCUUCAAGAAGCCAUAUUAAAUCCCACAAUAUUAGACAUGUGUUUGAUCACAAAGAUCUCAACUAUAUAGACCCUACUGCAGCACUUAAACACUUGAGGCAGGAACACUGGUAGUUAAGUAUUUAAUGGCAAAUAUGAAUUUCAAAUAUACUCAUCUUAACUUGAAUAGCACCCAAAUUGUGUCGAGAGGUCAUCAUGAAAUGUAAUUUACGUCUGUGUGAAACUGCAGUGUGCGACAAAGCACUUUAAAACUCAUUAAAUGUGGCGUGCCCCUUUAACAUCAUGUGCACUCUCUGCUUUGUCUUUGCCAAAGAUCAGAUUUGCAGAAUUUAGGCCACAUUCGAAUAUCAGCAGCUUCCCCAGACAAAUCUAAUGUUUCAAUUUGCAGCAUCCAGUGGCGUCUCUUAAAGCUCCAUCAACCUCCGACAUCUUUUUGGAUGUUUCAAUUUGUUGUCUUGUCCGUUGAUGUCCGCUUCUCUGUGACAGUUGCUGUAAAAAAAAUGUUCUAAUUCCUCUUAAAUUGUUCGUAUUACUGGGGAUUUCUUCACAGGGGUUCGAAUCAAAACUAAGCAGCUCCCUCAAACCUGUGUGCAUUUUACAUGGUUCAACAGUUACACGACUUUGGUGUGUAAUAACAAUUCCAGGUGUAAGCAUUAUACAUGUUAUAAAUCAAUGUUUUGUUCAACUUUGAAUCGAGUCCUGGUCUCAUGGGUCAAUCCUCACCCUGUAGCAGAUAAAGCCCCAUUUAUGCUUUACGUACAAAAUAGUACCCGUGUUAACGCAUCAUUGUACACAGUCUUACCGUCACUGAACACAUGCUUCCAUGUGUUCUUUGCAUUGCUGUUCACCAGUCUAUACACCAGGGGGCAAAGGCCGGAGUCAAUAGUUUAUAACAACAGAAAAAUUCCAAAACAAACGUGGUGACUGUGGAAGAAGUAUUGAAAAUGUACCUCUUGCACAAAAGAGGUAGGCAGUGGUCUGUGAAGCCGUUAAAAUUUCCGCCAUUGUUAUGUCUUCUUCUUGUCUCAUUCGAGCUUUAUAUCUGGUCGUAACAUCCCCCCACGGUUUCUGAUGGUACUGCUUUGUGGAAACCUGCUGAAAUAUGGAGGAAAUGAACGCAGAGCAUGGACAGAAGGCUCCGUCCGUACCCAGAUCUGUGCGUAACGUUGAGCAUAAAUGGGCCUUUUGGGUGCAUUAGAUGUCCCCCAGAGUCCACGCUGGUCAGCAUCCAAUUCUUCAUCGUUCAACAAUGUGGCAUUACAUAUGAUCAACAAGCAAAACAAUGUUCCGAGACUAACAAAAAACUGAAACGUACAUGUUGGUCAUUGCAAUGUGAUGUAUCGAUGACACUUAAUGAGGUUGAAGUACUGAUAGGUAGAUGAGGUAUCAUGAAACAGUAUUGCAAGAUUGAUGAAAUAGUGUCCUAGUUUUCAGAGGCCACUGUGCUCCUGGUUUAGAAAUGGUGUGAGGUUUCAUUAAAUGAAGUCCAAACAUCAGGACAUCAGGUCAUGUGUCAUGACACCUCAUCAACCCAUCACUAGAACAUGCAAAUUGAGUAAACGGAGCUUCGUGAAGCCUCAUUUGUGAGUCACUUCAUGACUCCUUUAUAAAAUGUAACUCUAUUUAAUUUGCAUAUAUAAGCCUAUCAUGUCCAAUGAAAUGGACCUGAAGACAUGUUUAUUUUAGCAUCAGCAUUAUACAUGAUGGACAGCACUUUUCAACGUUCCACUAUUUACACAUUUACGGAUCUUACAAGUGUCUGAAACACACAGAUUUAUUCAUAUUUAUAAAAUGGACACCAGCAUUGAGGGUCAAGAUGUCAAAACCUGAUACAAUGACAAUUG
Messenger RNA from Synchiropus splendidus (mandarinfish), 4099 nucleotides. RefSeq names its product leucine rich repeat containing 38b (gene lrrc38b). Gene Ontology annotation, molecular function: voltage-gated potassium channel activity; potassium channel activator activity; transmembrane transporter binding. Lineage: Eukaryota; Metazoa; Chordata; Actinopteri; Syngnathiformes; Callionymidae. Gene Ontology annotation, cellular component: voltage-gated potassium channel complex. The transcript is spliced from 2 exons. The record is from RefSeq and is a predicted model, not a curated record. The coding region runs from base 870 to 1751 and encodes 293 amino acids.